CCAUCCACCGUGAUGGCCUUCGGGGACAUCAUCACCCAUGCGCUCGAAUGGCCCUCGCUCACCAUGCAAUGGCUGCCCGACCGCACAGAUCCCGUCGGAGUCCACUCUGUGCAAAAGAUGGUGCUCGGGACCCACAGCUCCGACAACAAGCCUAACUAACUCAUGCUCGCCCAGGUCCAGCUCCCCCUCGACGACGCCGAGGCUGCCGUGCGCCCCUACGACAACAACCACGCCGACAUCGGGGGCUCCGGGGCUGCAUCCGGCAAGGAAAAUAUGGAACUGGAACAUCAUCAACUUUUGUGGGAAAUACUGAUCUUGACAAUGUGACAAUUCAUCCUGGGACUCUUCUCUGAUCUCCAAUAAAGAGAAAAUACUUUGCCCAAUUUAUUUGUGUGCAAAUCAUCGGGUGUGACCCACAAAGAAUCGCUCUGGUUCCUUAUUUUUUUAGGGUGGUUCCUCUUGUUUUUUAGGGUGCAGCCACAGAUGGUUAUUUGACCGAAACAAAAGUUAGUGAGUAUUGUUGCUUAUUUGAUAGAACAAAAAUGUCACAAACAAAUCCGAUUAAUGUUUAUGUGCUAUGUGCUAUGCUUUGCAAAUGCCGACCUCUUCCUGUGGAGGAACAAGAAGAUCUCUGUCGGGGUGCUCGCGGGCGCCACCGCCAUCUGGCUGCUAUUUGAGGUGCUGGAGUACCACCUCCUCACGCUUCGUGUCUACUACAAUACUUGUGUUGAUGCCAAAAUUAGCAAGCCGUUUUGCUCGGUUUCUGAAAUAUUUGCCAGCUGAUCCGCCAAAUGCUACCGAACUCUUCCUGUGCUCCCAGCCGGCGCCCGGAGCUGGCGAACGCGGCGAUACUGCCAAAAGAGGAGGUGUAGGAGCUGGGCAACGCCGACUGGCUCAUGGGACAACGGCGAGACUGUCUGGCGCCAACGCCGUCACCAUCAUCAGUCGCAUGUUUCGGCCGGCCAGGAGGAGAAGAAGGAGCACGCCCAGGAGAAGAAGGAGCAAGCCCAGGAGAAAAAUAACGAGCAGGAGAAGAAGCAAAAUCUGGCUCAUGCCCGGUAGGAGCAGGAAGCUGCUGUAUUGGUGCUGUAGCAGAGGGAUGGGCCUCCUAGCAAAGCUUGCUGGGGGCAUUUUCAGGAUACGAUUGAUGCCUUGAAGAAGUCAGCUCCCCUUGGAUGGUGCAGUGCAGCAAAUCAAUGUCGAUUCAUUCAUUCUUAGAUGUUGGCUUUCAUUCUUCAAACGUUGGGUGUACAGGAGCUCUAGCAAGAAGAAUCCUGAAGAAAAACCACACCCACAAUGCGUUUUAGCUCAUUCGAGAUAGUUAUGUGUGAAGAUAGUUAUGUGUAUAUUUAGCUGUAUUUUAUAGCCGAAUACCAGAAUUGUACUAUGCUUGGCUGUUGUACGAAAUAUUAUACCUUGUUGGCUCUUUUUGAAUCAAAUUAUCAAAUUGCACAAAUAUAGAAA
Molecule: messenger RNA, 1464 nt
Organism: Aegilops tauschii subsp. strangulata
Lineage: Eukaryota; Viridiplantae; Streptophyta; Magnoliopsida; Poales; Poaceae
Source: RefSeq, a predicted model, not a curated record